Trichoplusia ni (cabbage looper) is the source of this 2766-nucleotide messenger RNA. RefSeq names its product IQ and AAA domain-containing protein 1-like. Lineage: Eukaryota; Metazoa; Arthropoda; Insecta; Lepidoptera; Noctuidae. Gene Ontology annotation, molecular function: ATP binding; ATP hydrolysis activity. Bases 100 to 2751 code for a protein of 883 amino acids. The transcript has 19 exons. The record is from RefSeq and is a predicted model, not a curated record.
GAAAGUUUUAAUGGUAAAUGAUAGGUUAUAUUUACGAUAGUUGUAAUUCGAUUUAAGCUGAUUGAAAUAUUUAUUUUAUAUUUUUCGCCUAAAUUCAUUAUGUCGCGGGACUUCUAUUUUAAUAAAUGGAGAGAAACUCUCCUAAGUCUAGAUAAAUUAACGGAUCUUGAUCUGGAAUUUCAGGUAUUGAAGACACACGACCGCAGCCUGAAGGAUGCAAGGCAUCGACUAACUAUGAUAGCAGAUCAGUACAUUCUACUGUAUAAUUCAGCCUCUGAAUGCUUGUACCAGAACCUGCAAGUUCAAAAGACUGUAUACAUGGAUAGUAUUAUCAAAGCUAUUGUUUCAAGAAUAUUGGAACUGAAACGUGAAUUAGAGAAACUUGAAGGUAGUAACAUAGUGUUCUUGGGUCAUGGAACUCCAGAAGUACAUCAUACUAUAUUUGAUGUUGAAAUGAAAAGGAUCCCAAUGGAAUCCAAAAGACCGGAGCAGAUACAAAUUGUGAUGGAAGAAACAAUAGCUAGAGCAAGAGAAAAAAAAGCGGAGUUAGAGAGACUUGCUAAUUUACCUGAAGAACCAGAACAAGUAGAACUCUCGGGAUGGGAAACAGAAAAAGAAAUACAAAAACGAGAGGAAGAAGAACGAAAGAAGAAAGAGAUUGAAGCAAUACCAAUAGAGACACGUCUGAAAAUAAAGAAUAUAUGCAUGAUAGCAGCUCAAGAAAAAACUAGACAAGUCACAAGAUUAAUAAAAGUUGGGAAACUUAGACAUGAAAUGUGGUUUAAGGAACUGACGGGUACUUUGAAACCUCCACCCAGCUUGCAACUCAGGGAUUACAGUGCCGAACUCAUACAGAAAGUAUUUAGAGUAUACUUCAAACUAAAAAGGGAACGCAUUAAAGAUUGCAAACGUAAUGAACUGUUAGGGAUAAAUGUUUGUGAUACGCCCAAUACGGAUAUACAGAGAAGAGCUGCCGAAGAGAUGCUUUACAAUCGCUCCAAAAUACUUACUACCUAUGAAAAGGAAUGGAUUGCUCGACGCGAGAGACUGAAAGUCGAAUACCUUUCAAGGAAAAAAGAUCAACUGAUAGACGAAACCCGUGAUCAAAUUAGAGAAUGGUUUCUUAAGUGGUUUACAGAAGUUCAGUUUUUCUACGACAUACCAAAAGAUGGUGCUGAUGCAAUAUUUAAAGGUUACGUUUUGAGCCCUCAUGAAUGGGUGGAAGAAAAUAAAACGCAGUUAUUACGAAUUGAAGCUGACAAAAAGAAAAGUCCUCAAGAUCUGAAAUUCCAAAAGAUGGAAGCAAAAAGGCAACAGCAAGCGCUGAAAAAAGAGGAACAGAUGAGGAUAAAAGCAGAAGCUUUGCUUAUGAAAAAGAUGAUGAAAAACCCCACAAUGCACCCUGGAUACUAUUAUUCGAAGUCUAAAAAAAUUAGUUUACUAUUAGAGGCAUUGGAUACUUAUCACAAAUCAUGGGAUUAUUAUGAUGAGAAAGAGACUUUAGAUGUGAAAGAAAAGUAUGUGCAUAGAAUUGACGUGGAAGACGCAAUCAAGGAUGCAAAGAUUGAAGUUUUGCCUGAGGUAGAUGAAUACAUGAGGAAAGAACUAGAUAUACUAAAGAAAGCGUUGAAAGAGGACUACAUAGCCAAUGAAGAAGAAAUGCCAGUUAACGUUACAAAGCCCAUCAAAGGUGAAAAGAAACCGAAGCCAAUUAAGCAAGUGUUAACAAAGAAGGUCGUCGAAAUAAUAGAGAAAUUGGUGCUGCAAGAUUUUAUAAUUGAAUGUCCAAAGGUAAAGUUCGAAGAUUUUAUUGGUGAUCCCAAUUUUGGUGGAGAAGAUCUGCGUAGCCAAAUUAGACCAGCAUUACCAUUCAAUUUCGAAAUAAAAUCAUUUUGGUGGGAACGUUGUCGUGAAGUCACUUUCGGCUACCGAAGAAUUCUGCUAGUAGGACCUAAAUACAGUGGGAGAUCUGUAUUGGUGAGGGCUCUGGCAUCUUUGAAUGAUGCAGUACUAUUCGAAUUAAACCCGCGGAAAGUACAAGGAGAAAUGGCUACAGCAUCCUUCCUAAAACAUCUAAUAGAUGACGUAGUAGCGUGUGCGAAAGCGUUGCAGCCUUCUGUCAUACAUAUCAAACAUGUUGAGAAACUAUUUUAUACUAAAACACCACCAGAGGAAGCCGAAAUGAAUCUCGGACUAUUAAAGACGUAUUUUAUAAUUAAAUUAAUGAAGAAGAUUAAAAAAACUGACAAAAUAACUAUAAUUGGUACCUGCACAGACCCAUGGUUAGCAAAAAGUAGCGCACUUCUAAAACAGUUUCCCAUAGUCCUUCUAUUACCUAACAGUAAUUACUCCCUGGUUGUCCAGAUUGUCAAGGAUUGGAUCAUCAGACAUAAGGUCCUGCCAUCCGACUUUAACGUGAGUAACCUGGCUUACGUUGUGCAAGGAUACUCGUAUGGCUAUCUAAACCAAGCUUUAGAGGACUUUAUGUCAGCAGAAAGGAUUGCCAAGAUAGCAGCAUUCGGAGUAUCUCCAAUGGAUGUGUAUAACUUUAUAUUAGAAAACACCAAUGAAACAAAAGCAGAAUACGAGAAGUUCCUUAACUGGUAUACAGAAAAGACACCUUGGGGUAUAAAAGAAGCUCAGCACAUGCAAGAUCAGAAAGAUUUCAUGGCGGCUGUCGAGAAGUAUUCGAAGAAGAAGAAACCAAAGUCUGGGGCAAGCAGUGCCACUCCCAGUCAUACAGGGUUAUAGUAAACAGGGAAAAUG